Messenger RNA from Suillus subaureus, 1815 nucleotides. RefSeq lists its product as uncharacterized. The record is from RefSeq and is a predicted model, not a curated record. Bases 252 to 1622 code for a protein of 456 amino acids. Gene Ontology annotation, molecular function: hexosyltransferase activity. NCBI's taxonomy places the organism in Eukaryota, Fungi, Basidiomycota, Agaricomycetes, Boletales, Suillaceae. The transcript has 3 exons. Gene Ontology annotation, biological process: glycosphingolipid biosynthetic process.
GUACACAAGCAGCUCCUAUUUUGGGCAACGACAUUGAAUUUGGAAUAUUGGAUGUACUUGCAUGUUCUACACCUCUCUCCUAUAGAAAAGGAAGACAGUCGUUCUGUAGUAACACUCGACGUACGAACUGUACCACGGCAUUGAUAUCACGACCAGUAUACGAAUAGUGCAUCGCAUGAUCAAGACGUGCUGGUGAAUUUUACUGAUAUAUCUUAGCAGGUUCACCUGGAAGUAUACGCCGUACCUUUGCAAUGUCACGAGCAGGUUACGAACGCCUUCCUAUGCAUACUGUGCCGGAACCAGGUCCACCGCGCUCUCGUUCUCGUUCCCGUUCUCGUUCGCGCCCUCACUCAUUCCAUAUCCCUAUAACCAUCCGCUCAUGGGAUUUCACCAAGCUCUUGAAAAUCGCGCUUGCGCUUGCUGUGGCUGUUAUACUAUACACGUUUUACUUCUACGAGCCGCACAUCGAAAUCACCUUCUACUCGCGCAAGUGGAUAAACAGCGAAAUCGAGCCCGUGGGACAACUGGCUGGAUGUUUUAAUGAGGGAAGGAUUAGUGCAGAAUAUAACGCUUCUAGGUACUUGGAAGGGCCGAAGAAAGUAGAGGUGCAUGCUGGGAUGGGAAUGAGACUUGGGAUGGACUGCUAUGAGUUUGCUGCGACAAUUCCGCGAUCGACUAGUACCAUGGUGGACAGCAGGCCUUACUUAGCUCCGGAUGAGAGGACACAGUACCAUACGUACUGGCGCGUAGACCUCGCACCUUUCUCAGAGCGGCAGGAGUGGAUGCUCAAGUCCUUUUUUGCGACUCAGGAUCACGCAGCCUCGAGACUUGUUAUGUGGUCAAAUGGGGACUUGUCGACGAACUCUAUACUUGCAUCAUAUGCCAACAUGUACCCGAAUUCGUUCGAGAUGCGGGUGGUGGAUAUCCCGAAACUGGCGAGUGGAACUGCGUUGGACGGGAGUCCAUUGCUGAAGACAAAUGACAAGAAAGCAUGGACGGACGGCGAUCUUGUCAGAUUGCUAGUCAUAUGGAAUUAUGGGGGUGUGUGGAUUGAUAUGGAUUCACUAUUGACCCGAGACCUUUCUCCUCUACUUGAGCACGAGUUCGUCACGCAGUGGGAUUGCUACGACAAGAUUUAUCAGCCGUUAAACGGCGCCCUGAUGCAUUUCCACAAACACUCUCCAUAUCUUUGUGAAGCAUUCAAUAUCAUGGCGACUUCAGCAGCUCCUCGUGCUGAUUCUACAGACUGGGGCGCACUGCUUUACCUCAAGCUCUGGCGCCGUCUCCUGGGUGCUCAUAUUCCGCCUUUCAAAGUCCUUCCAUUUUGUUUCUCAGAUGCCCGAUCCUGCAGAUUGGAUAACAGGUUGCCUGAUCCAUUUGAUGAGGAUGAUGGCAGUGAGGCACGGUGGUGGCGUGCUACGAAAGACGGGCUGCAGGAGGACGGAGACCUAGAUGAUGCGCUUAGGAAUAUGUUUGCUGUGCAUCUCCAUAACCAAUGGGACAAGACAUUCCGAAAGGGGGCUGGGUGGAGAGGUUACUUCUCAAGAGGUACGAGGAGAAACUUGCGGAGAGGGAGGGUUUGUAGAUCGCGAAUUAUAUUAUUUGACACUGCACGGACAUAACCGCAGAUAGUUUGCCUCAGCUAUUCGAUGAUUUAUAUACCACAUGUUUAUUCGUAAUAUCAGUUUUGCGCGAAUCUUUCAGAACCCCAUGACUAUCGCCCCUAUGAAAUCAUAAACUUGGACGAGGGCUAGACCAGCACUAACCUAUGAAUUUAACAAGUCAAUCCUCGCCAAUGCAUGAGUCAAGGAAUAU